Molecule: messenger RNA, 8901 nt
Organism: Mobula hypostoma (lesser devil ray)
Lineage: Eukaryota; Metazoa; Chordata; Chondrichthyes; Myliobatiformes; Myliobatidae
Product: IQ motif and SEC7 domain-containing protein 3-like
Exons: 14
Coding region: 20-3388 (1122 amino acids)
Biological process (GO): actin cytoskeleton organization; regulation of ARF protein signal transduction
Molecular function (GO): protein binding; guanyl-nucleotide exchange factor activity
Source: RefSeq, a predicted model, not a curated record
UCUGCCUUUUUCCCCGGCCAUGGAAAGCCUGAUGGAGAACCCGAUGAGGGCAGUGCUGUAUCUCAAAGAGUUGACCACCAUCGUGCAGAAUCAGCAGACCCUCAUCCAGACGCAGCGGCACAGGAUCCGCGAGCUGGAGCUGAAAGUGGAGGAGCUCCUGGAGGAGAACCGGAGUCUGAAAGAGCAGCCGGCGAGCGGCGGCCCCCACCGCCACCACCACCACCAUCAGCAGCAGCAGCAGCAACAGCCGCGGGAUCUCCAGCAUCAUCAGCAAGACCCACAGCACAAACACCCCGCCAUCAGUACCAGAGCACCGAUCUCCUGCAACCCACAAAAUGAAAAUGUUUUGCACCAGUUCUGCUGCCCGGCAGCUGACGCAGAUCAGAAACUCCCCUCAAGUGCGCAUUCUUCCAGUAAUGAAACGAACUCUCCUGGAGGCAAAUCCAUUAACUCUGAGGCAGAUGGUCCUGUGAAGAUCCCAAGUGAAUGUGAAAUCAACGUUUCCAGUGGAGUCAGUUCAGAUGGGGCCUGUAUAGACAAUGCUCCUCACCAAGUGAAAUGCCCAUCAGCUGAAGCCAAGGAGGGAAAGCCAUGCCGUGCUACUCCCGUCUCCAGCACUAUACUGCAAAAAGCCAGCUUGCACCACACUGCUUCUCCGAUGAGGAUGCAGCGGAGCAAAGGGACAGCAGCUUGCUCACACUUGCCAGCCUCUGAUUAUGAAUUGUCUCUGGAUCUGAAAAAUAAGCAGAUUGAAAUGUUGGAACAUAAAUAUGGGGGCCAUUUGGUAUCUCGCCGGGCUGCCUGCACCAUCCAGACAGCUUUCCGUCAGUACCAACUCAGCAAGAACUUUGAAAAGAUUCGGAAUUCCUUGCUGGAAAGCCGCAUGCCCAGGCGUAUUUCACUGCGGAAGGUCAGGUUGCAGAAUGCCGACAGCUUAAUGGAGGGGUAUAACUUUGCAGGCAUUCCCCUCGUGCGGUCGCCAUCCUUGCCGGCGAGCAUCAGCGGUGCUCUGACUGAGCUGGAGGACUCCUUCACAGAGCAGGUUAAGUCACUGGCUAAGUCAAUUGAUGAUGCCCUCAGCUCUUGGAGCUUGAAAACAAUGUGCUCGCUGCAAGACGGCAGUACUUACCAAUUCACAGAGACCUUCAGCAGUGGCUCAAUGCAGGAUGGAGCGGCAGCUGAGGUGCGGAAAACAGGGCAAGAGAGCAGUGACGACAGGCUGGACGAGGGCCUUGCGCACAGCAACAGUACUCUAAUGAUGGCUUUCAGGGAUGUCACUUUCCACAUUGAAAACAAAAACAUGUCUGUUUCCUCACUGCUGGAGUCUGCGUCGGUUGCCAUGGCGAACUGUGAGAAUGCUCAGUCAGAACCCAAGCAGAGCGCUGCAGCAAAAAACGAUGAUGGUCCGGGGGAAGAAGAGGACAAAGCAUCCCCAACUGCUUCUUCAGAACCGGGACAGACACUGGUUUCGAACAAUCUCCCUUUCACAGAACUGAAUGUCAAUAUCAACUCAAAUGGGCUCGGAGGGGGAUUGAUGGGGCAGGGUCAAAUCACGAUGCAGAAAAUUCAAGUCGAUCACAACAAUGGGAUCAUGCAGGAACAUCCACUGGAAUCCAGUCGCCUGGACAACGCAGAACAGCUCAGUAGUGGCAGUACAACCUCCAUCUCUGCCAAGACUCCAUCAGAAGUCUCUUCCAAGGAGGCUCUGCAUGCCAUGAUAUUGAGUAUGCCCAGGUACCACUGUGAAAACCCAAGCAGCUGCAAGUCACCGACCCUCUCCACCGACAUAAUCCGCAAACGCCUCUAUCGCAUCGGCCUCAAUCUGUUCAAUGUAAAUCCUGACAAAGGGAUUCAAUUUCUGAUUGCGCGUGGAUUCAUCCCUGACACGCCAAUUGGAGUUGCCCACUUCCUGCUCCAGCGGAAAGGGUUAAGCCGCCAGAUGAUUGGAGAAUUUCUGGGUAACAGCAAGAAGCAAUUUAACAGGGAUGUAUUGGAUUGUGUUGUUGAUGAGAUGGACUUCUCAAACAUGGAACUGGAUGAAGCAUUGCGCAAGUUCCAGGCUCACAUUCGCGUGCAGGGAGAGGCCCAGAAAGUGGAACGGCUCAUUGAAGCAUUCAGCCAGCGCUAUUGCAUGUGCAACCCUGAUGUGGUUCAGCAGUUCCACAAUCCGGACACCAUCUUCAUCCUAGCUUUUGCUAUCAUUUUGCUUAACACAGACAUGUAUAGCCCCAACAUCAAACCAGAUCGGAAAAUGAUGCUGGAGGACUUCAUUCGUAACCUACGGGGUGUGGAUGAUGGAGUGGACAUUCCCCGUGAGAUGGUUGUUGGGAUUUAUGAACGAAUUCAACAGAAAGAAUUAAAAUCCAAUGAAGAUCAUGUGACAUAUGUAACCAAAGUAGAAAAAUCAAUUGUGGGAAUGAAAGCAGAUCUUUCUGUUCCCCAUCGCCGAUUGGUUUGUUGUAGCCGGCUCUUUGAGGUCAUGGACAUCAACAAAGCGCAGAAGCAGGCAGCUCAUCAGCGAGAGGUCUUUCUUUUUAAUGACUUGGUUGUGAUACUUAAACUGUGUGCAAAAAAGAAAAGUUCUGCCACAUACAACUUCUACAAGUCUAUUGGCCUAUUGGGAAUGCAGAUUAUUCUCUUUGAGACUGAAUUUUAUCCUCAUGGGAUCACCUUGGUGUCAUCCGUUUCCGGCUCAGAGAAGAAACAAGCAAUCAGUUUCUGUGCACAAAGUUCAGAGGAACUCCAGAAGUUUGUUGAGGAGCUGAAAGAAUCAAUUGCUGAAGUAACAGAAAUGGAGCAAAUUCGAAUUGACUGGGAGCUGGAAAAGCAACAGGGAUCAAAAAUCCCUCCCACAAAGAACAAUGGAGCUCAGAUUAACAUCCGAACCAAGUCAGGAUCUCCAUCAGGCAAAAAAGAGUCUGGAGAAAACAAGACCACUAACAACGCUGUGGAGGUAUCAAUUCACAACAGGCUUCAAGCCUACCAGCACAAUUCAGCGGGGAACCAGGAAUGUGCAGUCCAGCAAAGUACCCUCCUUAACAUCAAGCAAGAAAACUCAGCAGCUCCAGAAGCUGUAGAACAUCUCCCUGAAACGUUACUCCAGUGCCAACAGAUUGUGAAUGUCAUUGUGCUCCCUGUGAAACCUGUCAAGCUGGAGAGCCCUCAGAAUGAGACGCCGACUCAUCAAAUGGGAACAGAUACCAACUCCGCCUGCUCAACGCCUCAGAAAUUAAUCGAAGACAGGCUACAAGGAACUCCUGUGAAAGCCGGUCACCAGCCCCCUCUGCCACCUCCACCUCCACCGUACAACCACCCUCACCAGUAUUGUCCUCCCAAUCCUUUUGUACACAGACGCAGAUAUUCUAGUGGAUCACGCAGCUUAGUGUAACUUUAAAUCGCACAAUUUUAAAGCCAGAGUAAGUGUAUUUUUGAUUCACAGGCCUAUUUCUAAUUUGCCUUUCAUAAGUCCUCUCCCUAUCACGUAAAUGGCAAUUUUGUCGUUCUUUGGUACAUUGACUAAAGGAGAAAUCAUGGUGAAUAUUUUGCCAAUAAUGUUUUAUUGUCUGACCAAAGUUAUCUCCUCCUUAUCUUCUGACCUGCUUUGUUUUAAAUUUAAUGUCAGUCAAGAAGUUGGGCUUGUCAUUAUUUAUGCUGAUUCUGUGCAUAAUGCCAAUAGUCAGUUUAUCCACUGGAAGACAAGAGUUGAGAAGUCUAUGUAGUGUUCCCUCUUUUCUCUCCCUCUAUUCACUCAGUGACUUGCUGAAACCUGAGAAAGUCAGAUCGGGACAAUUCACUGUCCUUCCAUGAUUAUCCAGUACUUUGGGUUUGUUACUUCAAUAUCAUUUCACAUUUCUUCAAAUCUUCAAUCUAUUGUUUGGUAAUGUUGAACUAAUGACCGUGGUUAUCUUAAAUUUAUUUCAUUAUGUUUCUGUAUGCUGCUAGAAAAUUUUGGGGAUUAGCUCCCAGAAUUGAUCAGUCAGCCUUCAGCAGAGAACCUGUCAAAUCAACAAUAGACUUAUUCUGGCUUGAAGACAAACUGACUUUACAAUUAUUGACAACCAGUUUUCUAGUGAUUUGGUGAAUAUUUGAUUGAUGAAAAUUGUGUAUCUUUGGACAUCAAGGACACAGUUUUAAUAACUUAAUUUCUAAAUUAUAAAUCUCACCAAAUUUUAAGGCAGUUUGAUAGAAGCAUUUCAACUUUAUUGUAGAUAACUCAGAUCCACCAGUUACAUUUUCCUUCAUUCCCAUUGCUGUUAAUAGGCUUUUGGUAGAUUAAAGAAAAUGGAAUAGGUUUUUAUAUUGAGUUUUCAUGCACAGAUGUUUUUAAAUGUAACUGAAUUUAUAGAUCACUUUAGUUUAGAAUAGGUCUUCAAAAAUUUUAUGUUUUCCUUUGUCAUUAGAAUACUUCACUCAUCAUGACAGCAAAUAUAUUUAAUGCAACAGAAGAGUAACACUACAUGAUAAAUUAUUUUGUUUCAAAGAAAAGUGGGAGAAAGAAGAAGUUGAGAACAGAGAUUCUGCAGAGUAUUCCAGGAAUUUUAUAGUUAAUUCCAUUUUUAUUGAGGUGGUAAGUUGCAUUGAGAAAAGAUGUUGUCAGUCAGAGGGGCAUAAUGUUCUCUAGAAAUAUACUUACUCUGUUUGUCAUUGCUCCCAGUUUUCUUCUGGAGGAUGUUCCUUAAACUAGCUCUGCUCAGAUUUGACUUAACAAAUUAUUCUGUAUAAUUGUUUAAAAAAAAGAACACUAAGGUAAAGAUCAUCCAUGCACUCUGUUAAGUGAUUCGUCAUCUUGUUAGUUUUGGACAUAAGUCUGAUUGGUCCAAUAAUGCACACUUUUCAUUGAAUCACAAUUCUCUCAAUAAAUGGCACCUAAAAAAUUUCAAUAUAUAAUCAAUAUUUUGUGAUAUAUUUCAGUUCAUUGUGUGAUAGGAUAGAUUGUGUGCUUGUCAGUCACCUUUAGGGAAUAUGACUUACAUUAAAGCUAUUAUUUAUUAAUGUAUGUAAUAUUUAUUAUAACAGAAAGAAAAGAUAUUUUAAAAUUUCACUGUGGCAUAUUAUUGUAUUAUUUAGAACAUUUCACGUUGUACAUUCACAGGAUUUCUUGUUGCAAGUUUAAAAAGACCAUGCUUGAAUUUUGUGGUACAAUAGUCAGACUUUUCAAUAGGAUUUGAAUUUAAAGACAACCCAUACAUUAAUUGUUGCCACUCAUAAAGUGCUGGUAUGGUGAAUAUCUGAUUGAUAGUGUGAUCAAGGGGUUUAAGUAUGUUGGACUAUUCUGUGGGAUGUUACGGUUUCAAUUAGGUUGCUACCUCUGAUGUGGCAUAAUUUGUAAACCAGCCAGAAAGUGUUAGCCACCAAAAUGUGCUCCAACUUCUUCAAAGUGCAGUAGCAGGAAUUUUAACAAUGCUCCAGGUGGCAGUUCCCAGUGCAGACAUCAUCUUAUUUACCAGGGUGACGUCUCCUUCCAAGCCAAAGCUUCAAUCCUAUCUUGGCCAUUGUGGAGAUUCUUUAGUGCCCAAAAGCAGAAUUUCACUCUCUUUAAUGUAGACUCAGUGACUUUGUAAGCUCCUCUCCAUAAAAUAAAAUUACAUACCUAAUGCCCCUUUAGAUUUAUUUUGGUGAAUUUUUUAAUUUGUAUUUGAAUUUUGUUUGGAUUUACCAUUUUAAGUCUAGACUUCCAAAUAGAUGCAGAACAAUUGAGCACCUUAUUGUAAAUUGUCCCAUGAUUAGGCUAGGGUUAUAUAGGUGGGUUAUUGAGUGGUGCGGUUCGGAGGUGGGAGGGGGGCAGAAGGCUUGUUGUCGUUGUGUCACUAAAUAAAUAAAUAAAACAACGAAUAAAAACUUGACUCUGAGCCACAUCAGAAGUUGUCAGAGCAGAUGCUGAAAAGCUUGGUCAAAGAUGAUUGUUUUAAGAACAACUUAAAGGAAUAAAUAGAGCUUUUGAAGUAAAAAAAUUAAGAAGGGAAGUCUUACGCUUACAGCCAUAGCAGCCGAAGGCAGAACAUCGAAAUGAGGAGAAAUUAAUUUGAGGGCCCAGAAGGUUAUAAGAAAGGGAUUACAUACAUGAAGACGGGUGAGAGGGAUGGAGGAAUUUGAAAACAUGAGUGAAAGAUUUAAAUUUGAGGUACUCUUGAAGGAGACACCUAAGUAAAUCACGAAGUGUGUGAGUAAUGGGUGACUGGGAUUUGGUGUUCAGGAAAAGGUGAGCAGCAGAACUUUAGAUGGCUUAGCAUUUUGCUGGUAGAAUAAGGUAGCCCAUCUAGAAGUGCACUAAAGGGAGUUUCAAAUGAAUGAAGGCCACGUUCAAUGACUUAAGGGAGCUGGAAAUAGAUGGUCUUCGAAAUAGCACAGAUAUAAAGUCCAAAGACAAUCUCAGAGGCAACUCUAAUACCAAGGUAUCAGUAGAAUAAUUAUUUCAGCUAGUUUUCUGGACAGCAAAGUGUUAUUGGUCAAGGGACAGAAUUUAAGGGAGCAACUGAAAAUAAUUGCUUUGGUUAUCUCAAUAUUUAUUUGCAGGAAAUGCUAAGGAAGGUUAAGUUGAGUGCAUUAAGGAACUCAAAAAGUAGAAGCAAAUAGAACCAAAAUAUCUUCAGUUUUAAGUUGUCUUCAUCACUUUGUGACAUCAGGGAUUAUGAAUACACUGCCUAUGCAUUGGCGUCUGUAAUUAGACCCUAGGGAAUGGAGUUUAUGAGGUAGAAUGUGUUGAUAUUUAAUAAAUAAGCCACUGAAACAAGUAUGAUUAUACUUUUUCCAUAUUUCAAAUGUCUUCUUAAUUUAUGAAGCAUACUCUUGCACCUGAAAGCACUUUUAAUGGAACGUUUUUGAGUGCUUUGUUUACAGAAUUGUGUAAAGUGACGAUGUAAAAUAGGAUGAUUGUAUUCAUAAUAGAGAAUUUACUGUUUUAGAAAUUAGUAAAUAUUUUCAAAGUUUGUUUUGCCUUCCUUGGAGGAGAAAUAGCACAGAAUCAUCCGUUGGUUUCUGUAAUGUUUGCGGGUAUCCUUAUAUUUUUAAAGAAAAUGUGCAUUUAAAGAAAAAGAAAAUACAUGUCUGUGAGAUAUGUUCUGUUUUGCAGCAGAUGGAAGUGCUAGGGUACAGCAUCAAUGAAGAAGAGCGAAAGUAAACACCCAUUUGGUUACCAAGGGGUUACUCAGCACUAUCACAAGGAAUGCAACAUUCAACAACAGCUGCAAAUAUAGGUUGAGUUUAUACCUGAGCAGAUGUCAUAAUGUGUAAAGAGUCCAAAACUAAAAAGAGAUGUCUAAUGUAUCUGGAUUGGGAAAUUAAGGGGCAUCCAGGAUUCAGUGCUUGGGAAGAGGCACAUCAUCUGUAUCAAACAUUUGGAGGGAAUACGUCAUCCCUCACCCUCACACUCGCUCUCUUCCCUUCCAGAGGGUGACUGUUUUGUGCUGGGUAACAUUCAUAAUGUGUAUUUAAAUGUAUAAAAUUACUGUUGGCAGGAAUAAAAUCCAAUUCCCAUCAGUGAUAGUAAAUGUAUUCAUUCAGUCCAGGUGGAAAAUUUGGGACAAAGGUAUAAAUCAGCUGUGUUGUGUGUAGAUAAAAUUGAAGUCUUUUUUUUCUGAAAUUAAAACUGACUUUAUUUGAUAGCUGGUCUUGUUGCAAUUUUGUCUUAAUAAUUGAGUAGGGUGGGAGUUGUAAAAAUACCGUCAGUUAUUGAAUUGUGCUUCCUAAUUUAGGCAGCAAAUGUGUUUCAGUCAUAUAUUACUGCUUAUAAAGCAGAUCAGCUUAGAAACUGAGUUGAUUAAAAAUACAUUCUAGAAAUAAAUGCUGUUCAUUGUAAAGAUUCCUAUUCUUUUGGAGGCCAUGGCAAUCUGUAAGCUGCAUGGUCUGUGAGGCAAAGAUAAAGGCUGAACCCACUCCGUCUUGCUUUCCUACCUAUUAUAAGAAUUAGAAGCCCAGAGAUGAAGGGCAGGAAGCAGCCCCUUACAUAUUAAAGUACUCUUUCCUGAAACUGCCUCCAGUGAAAGCAAAUAAAUAUUUUAAUAUAGAGGCUGGACAGUAUAGUAGGUCGCAUCUACGAAGACAACUCUCCUUUCAUCUUGGGUCCAUACACUGAUAAAAUGAUCUUUUUCUUCCCUUUAUAAACUCUAAGGAUCUAAAGAAACUGGUUUAGUGCAAGAUAAACUUAAAGGUUACGUACAGAAUUUUAAAACACUAUUUCUCAUUACAUAACAAAGAUUGUUUUAGCAGUAUUACCCCAGGGGCUUCCACAACAAAUGAGAGAGAAUAUACAACUCUUCCUUUGCCCUGAUGAAAGUCACUGCUGACAAAGACCAGCAAGUCAGAGGUUAUUUUCUGUUUUCAAUCAAUCCCUCUCUCUUCAUGACACUAUUUCUGGCUUGUCCAUCAGCUUUAUGGACUAUCGGAGACCCACAUGUGCAAUAUCACUAAAUGGUUAGUUAUGGGUUAAUUUCUUACUGCUCAGAAGGAUAAGUUAAGCCAAAGAUCCUAGGAGAUACAAAAUACCUUGUACUACUCAAUGACAUUGAACUAAUAGGGCACUGCACCAGAGAUAACAAGCAUUGCUCCACUACUUGACACAUGCAGAAAUAAAUCAGUCAGUGUAAAGUGGGGAGUAUUUCUAAACAUUUUGGGGUUUUAAUUAUAAGGUUUGCAGUUACACGAAAUGCCUGUGGCAUGAAAAACUUGGUAUUGAUGUUUGAAGAAUAUCUUCACGGUACAUGGUUCUUUCCUGCUCAGACACGCCAUAGUAACCACGGGGUCCAGAGAUAUGAAAUGAUUUGAAAUAUUGUUAAGUGAUCAAACCACUGCUGCUCUGUUGUGUAUCUCCUAUUGGUUGUGAAAACAUUUCCCUUUAUUACCUUUAUCCAACUUGUUAGACAUUUGCUUUAUGAAAUAUUUAUGUUUCAAUAAAAUAUAUACUUA